AUGGGAGAUCCCACGGAGAAAAUGCUUGAGGGGUACAAGAGGGAGGAUGAGUUUAUGGAGAAAGUGAGCCAAUGUGGUGGGUUCGAUAUCGAGCAUUUGAGGGGAAGACCAGCAUGUUUCUGGGCUGCGGAGAUCGCAGAAGAUGAAACCGCCCCCAAGGACAUCGUCCUAUAUGCUAGGUUUGGGAUCCAUAAGUACAAUAUGAUAGAGGGGACUAACUUGCAGCUGCAUGGCAUAGAGAAAUACAAUGUGUACCGUAAAGUACCUUAUUCCAUUCACCAUGUAACCGCAGUUGCAAAGGAUCCAUCUGCCGGCGGUUCCCUUGUAACUUUUCAGACCAGUUUUUAUGAAGAAGGCUUUGGCGUCAAGAGGUUGUCUUGUUUUAUUGCUAGACCUAAACUUGGACCACAUGGUAACAUUACCCUCGAUGAAGAUGAUAGUCCACUCACUGAAUCCGAACCUACAGACAAAAGUAGUUUGCCUGAGUGGCCGGGAGAGAAUGCUUUCGAGGAUAAAAAGCAUUAUUACGUGGUGAAGAAAUCAGAGGUUCGAAAAAAUGAUUGGAUUCGUUUAUACUUGGAGCUUGCAUUCUACACUGCAAAUUUGGCCCUUCCAAAUCUUGAUCUGUCGAAGUUGGUCAUUACUAAAGUAGCCGUGUAUAGUAGCGACGAGAGCAUCGUUGUGCCAAACGAGAGACUCACUGCCAGAAAUGCAAUCUUCUACAUCAAGUACAAGUACUGCCCACAUAAAAGUAAGGCUCGUGGUUGCAAGAGAAUACGUGAUCGCAUAGCUAUAAUAAGAAGAAAACUUGACAAGUUCUCUGGUGAUAUCACUCUCACGUUCGAGGGUACUUGCGAAUGGAGGCGCACUUUUCUGUAG
This is a messenger RNA of Eruca vesicaria subsp. sativa (arugula), 879 nucleotides long. The record is from the annotation of a GenBank genome assembly. Lineage: Eukaryota; Viridiplantae; Streptophyta; Magnoliopsida; Brassicales; Brassicaceae.